CGGUGGCCAUGGGCGAAUUGGCGGCCCCCACCGUCCGCUUUCUCUGGCGCUCCGAGGCCCAGGCGUCAGUGCCACUUCGACCCUGGCAUGGACGACUUCGGGCUCCCGUCGACGUCGUUACAACCUCUCAGCUGACGUUGACCUACGAUAAUCCUGUUUCCGUUAAACAUCAUCGACUGACUCCACGUUCAAAAUGGAAUUGCACCUGGAUACAAGUCCUGACGGCCGAUCUCAGCAAUGUCAAAGCAGUUCACUGCGACAAACCUUAGCUCAGGUUUUAGCGGCGACUGGCAAAAGCUUGAUCAUGUUAAGUAUUGGAAUGUUGAUCGGAUUCCCAACCGUUCUCAUUCCCGUCCUGACGAGCAAAGAUUAUAAAGGUGACUUGCACUUCAACAGGGACCAAGCGUCCUGGUACGGAGCCCUGACAUACAUUUUUCAACCGGUGGGCAGUAUCGCAUCAGGAGCUUUGCUCCAGUCAUUCGGAUGUAAAAAACUCAUGAUACUCAUCAAUGUUCCUCAAAUUGGCUGUUGGUUGAUGAUCUAUUUUGCCACCUCCAACUUUGUUUUAUACGUUUCCAGUGCCUUAGUAGGAUUAGUGAUAGGACUGAUGGAGGCCCCGACGAUUCGAUACAUCAGCGAGAUAAGUCACCCAUCUCUGCGAGGGAUCCUGACGACCUACUCGGUUCUGUUCACGUCCCUGGGAUUUUUGGCCGUUUACUCCCUCGGGAGUUUGACCGAUUGGCAGCACGUGGCCCUCAUCAGCGCGGCGGUGCCUGUCAUAUGCAUUAUCAUCUUGUUCCAGAUUCCUGAGACACCGAUGUGGUUGAUGUCGAAAGGGCGCGCGGCGGAGGCCCUGGAGGCGCUGCAGUGGCUCCGAGGCUGGACAACCGCGGACAUGGUGGAAGACGAGUUCGCCAAACUGGAGUACUACGCCAAGAAGAAGUCCUGCAAAACCCUGCACGGCUACGGGAAAAGCGUCGACACCAAGGACGAAGUCAAGGAGACCCCGGCGGAAAACGGCAUCGACGGCGUCUCCGGCGGCGGGAAGGUCAGCGUCAAGCCCUCGGUCAGCUUCCAGGUGGAAGUGGGCUUCGAAAAACGGGGAUUCGCCGACAAGUUGGGUGACCUGACGUGCAAAGAAAUGACUGUGCCACUGGGAAAGUGUAUCGUUCUGAUAACGCUAUCCUGCUUCAGCGGGCUGCCCCUCAUCCGGCCUUACUUGGUCGCCAUCUUCGCUCAGCUCAAUCUUCCUAUUCAACCAAAUUGGACCUCAGUUUUGGUGACUUUCCUUGGGAUAGCGGGUAACAUCGGCUGCAUGGCACUUGUAAAUCGAGUGGGGAAGAAGCCGUUGGUGAUCUGUUCUUCGGCAGCCUCUGCUGUGUGCUUGAUUUUGCUCUCGAUAUUCCUCAUGCAGUCGACGCCGGAGGCCAUGCAGGACCGCGGCAACCCUAACUGGUGGCCUCUCAUACUCUUCUUCGUCCUCUUCUUCUCAUUCAACAUGGGUCUCCAGCCGUUGCCGUGGGUUUACCUUAGCGAGAUACUCCCCUAUAAGGGUCGAGGGAUCGCCACUGGUAUCGCAGCGAGUAUUUUCUACAUCGUGAUUUUCUUCGGCGUCAAGAUGUUCUCUACGAUGGAGCGAGAGUUAGGACUGCAAGGCACGUUCCUGCUCUAUGCUGCUGUUUGUAUCGCGGGAAUUUUCUUCACAUAUUUUAUCCUUCCAGAGACCGAAGGACGGUUCUUGUCGGAUAUAGAAACUGAUGCUGAGCGCGAGAUCACAGUACCAUCAAAUAAAGAAAAUACAGUCAAUGCAUGAGCCAAAAA
This is a messenger RNA of Bemisia tabaci, 1821 nucleotides long. Its product is annotated as trehalose transporter 1-like protein. Gene Ontology annotation, cellular component: membrane. The record is from RefSeq and is a predicted model, not a curated record. Gene Ontology annotation, biological process: transmembrane transport. NCBI's taxonomy places the organism in Eukaryota, Metazoa, Arthropoda, Insecta, Hemiptera, Aleyrodidae. Gene Ontology annotation, molecular function: transmembrane transporter activity.